Molecule: messenger RNA, 1221 nt
Organism: Diaporthe citri
Lineage: Eukaryota; Fungi; Ascomycota; Sordariomycetes; Diaporthales; Diaporthaceae
Exons: 2
Coding region: 1-1221 (406 amino acids)
Source: RefSeq, a predicted model, not a curated record
AUGUCUUCAUCGGGCAAUCACCAAAGUGAUGGAGGAGACGAGAGCAAACAGAGUGUCAUCAAGAUUGAUCCUGAUGGCGACCUUACUCUUGUCGUUGGCAAGACUAAAACUCGUUUCCUCGUUUGCUCCAAAACACUGUCACGUUCUGCUCCUUUUUGGAAGCGCUGCCUUUAUGGCCAAUUCAAAGAGGGAAAACCCGCGGCUGAAGAGGACUGGGUUGUCGAGUUCCCGGAGGACAACCCUUCCGGUUUGAAGUGUCUGCUGCUUUUGGUCCAUGGAUUGGGCCACAAGAUGCCAAAGAUCAAUUUGCAGCUCGCAUUUGAAAUCACCGUUCUCACCAACAAAUACGGCAUGACAAGAACUUUGUGGGCGGUCGCGGGAUCAUGGCUUGGAGAUCUCGAGCCAACCAGACCGGACGAGGGCGGCGACGACACCAUUGUCCCCCAGCUGAAGUGGCUUUGGGUAACGAAAGAACUUGGUGAUUCUUAUCAACACAAAGAGACUUUCGCUGAGCUCUCUCAGGUGGUUUCCACGGCUGCUGGUGGCGAUGCCCAUCUUCUCCUCCAGCCGUACGAAAUGGGUGAUGCCGAUUUGCUCACAAAAGGUACAAUGGAAGGAUACGAUGCCGAGAAAGACGUCCUCCUCCUGCUUGCAGGCGAGAUUAAGGUUGCGCGUGAGACUGCGCUGUCCGAGAUUCAAGUUGUUCUGAAGAAGGACAUCAAGAGGUUGCGAGAUGCCAUCAGAGGCUUCGAUUCGUCCAAGGGCAGUGAGGGCGCUUACAUCUGCACCCAACGGAACUCAAGUCAACAGAGGCUUUGCGAAUACGCCAUGCAGGCCAUCGUCACCAAGAUUUCAGCUGGCAAGGAUUCCGCCGUGAAGCCCAUAGCCAAAAUCGACGAGUCUGUUGAAAACUACCUGACGAGUGCAGUUUGUUUCAAGUCUCGCAUCGAGAGAGAAAUCGCUUUUGUCUCUAGCGGGGCUCACGCGAAUUGCACGCCUUUCAGAUCCAGGUUGCCAUCUCUGGGCUUCCUGAAGACAAUGACGUUGAAAACAUGGCGCUUACUAAACGCUGAGGCAUUCGAAAGGCAGGCUCGGGUGUCUGGCCUCGAGAAAGAUAGUAGCGAGGACAACGACGAUGGCGAGGAUCAAAACGCCGCUGGUCUGCGGUCUGCCGCUCUCAAGCGCUCUCGCGACGAGUUCGAGGCUGCGGCAUCCGAUUAG